Molecule: messenger RNA, 725 nt
Organism: Amaranthus tricolor (Joseph's coat)
Lineage: Eukaryota; Viridiplantae; Streptophyta; Magnoliopsida; Caryophyllales; Amaranthaceae
Product: STS14 protein
Exons: 1
Coding region: 52-561 (169 amino acids)
Source: RefSeq, a predicted model, not a curated record
AAUUUUAGUUUUGUAAACCACUUCCUUUCAUUUUUCUUUUUCAUAAAAAAAAUGGGCCACCUUUUUUUCAGUCUUGUUCUACCACUUAUCUUGUCGUCAGUAUACGGCCAAGGUCCACCCCCACUGACACCACAAGCCCAAGAAUUCAUAGAUGCACACAACCAAGCCCGGGCCCAAGUCGGAGUAGGGCCACUAAAAUGGAGCCCGACUCUAGCCAACGCCACAGCCCGUUUAGUGAUGUAUCAGAGGCUGAAAAACUACUGUCAAUUCGCAGAUCUGAGUAGCAACAAGAUCAAGUACGGGGCCAACCAGUUAUGGGCACAAGGUUCGGUUGUGGGCCCGAAAAUGGCUGUGGAUGCUUGGGUGGCAGAAAAGAAGUACUAUAAUCAUGAGAAUAACACGUGUACGAUGGGGCAACAGUGUGGGGUCUACACACAGGUGGUGUGGCGGAAGACGGCGGAGUUGGGGUGUUCGCAGACAAGUUGUGUUAAGAAUGGAACGAGUUUAACGGUUUGUUAUUAUAAUCCGCCUGGUAAUAUCGUCGGUGAAAGUCCUUACUAGUUUGAAAUUCUAAGUAAGAAUAAUAGAUGUAUUAAAAUGAUUUAUGGAUCUGUAUGAAUUCAAAGAUCAUUGAAUGUAUCAAGAUUCAAGAUACUGUUUUCUAUUAUUUUGGUGUAUUUUAAUUUUUUUUUAAUCGUAUAUCUCAUUGGCUUGUGUGUUGAUCA